AUGGACAAUGAGAGGCUUUCGCCGUCGCCCCCUCCCGGGCCCAGUCCGCCGGCUUAUGCCUCCCACCACCCGUCCGAACUCGAAAGGCACGGCCCACACACCGCGGUGGCAGGUCCUCAGCCACUCCCGUCCUUGCCAUCUAUUCAUCAGCUGCCACUCAACCUACCCUCUUCCAGUACAGGGCUCCAUCGCCUCUCCAUGGCCCCUCCACACCCCUACGCUCCUACCUACGAGUCUGCUUCGGGGUACAGUGCCGGUGAGCAUUCUCGCGCCUCCCCCUUGCACUCCGCGCCCUUCAUGCCUCUUCGUGUCUCAGCCCUCCCCAUGAGAUACCUAGACGAUUCUGAGCACGACGGCGGUGACCCCGGCCCUCCAAAGAAGAAGCGUCGUCGCCAGGCACUCAGUUGCACAGGUAAACGUCGCCUUAAAAUGCCCCUUGUCGACCGCUGA
Messenger RNA from Phanerochaete carnosa HHB-10118-sp, 450 nucleotides. RefSeq lists its product as uncharacterized. The transcript has a single exon. Bases 1 to 450 code for a protein of 149 amino acids. The record is from RefSeq and is a predicted model, not a curated record. NCBI's taxonomy places the organism in Eukaryota, Fungi, Basidiomycota, Agaricomycetes, Polyporales, Phanerochaetaceae.